GGCCGCUAAACUCUGAAAGCUGCAUGGCGUCGCCGGAAUCCUUGGCUUCCCGCUGGCCAUAUGGCGUACCAUUACUCUUGAUCUUCUUCGUUGCAGCUUCUUUCUACCUCUCCGUAGCUGAAUAUAUCGCCUACAACACCACCGCCGGGAUUGUCACCGGAAAGCUCAACGUUCACCUCGUUCCCCACUCUCACGACGACGUUGGCUGGCUGAAGACCGUCGACCAGUAUUACGUUGGGUCUAAUAACUCCAUCCAGGGCGCAUGCGUGCGCAACGUUUUGGAUUCAGUUGUUUCCGCUCUUCUGGAGGAUAAGAACAGGAGGUUUAUCUAUGUUGAGCAGGCGUUCUUCCAGCGUUGGUGGAGGCAACAGAGUAAUGCCGUUAAGAAAAUAGUAAAGAGACUGAUUAGCUCGGGACGAUUAGAGUUAAUAAAUGGGGGAAUGUGUAUGCAUGAUGAGGCGGCUCCGCAUUAU
Molecule: messenger RNA, 473 nt
Organism: Phalaenopsis equestris
Lineage: Eukaryota; Viridiplantae; Streptophyta; Magnoliopsida; Asparagales; Orchidaceae
Product: probable alpha-mannosidase At5g13980
Exons: 3
Biological process (GO): mannose metabolic process
Molecular function (GO): alpha-mannosidase activity
Source: RefSeq, a predicted model, not a curated record